ACCUCCGUCGCAAUGUUAUGGCUAGGAUUCGGUCUCCUGUUAGCCACGUUUAUCCUGUACUUGCUUUAUGUGUUCGAGCGCCAGAACAGGAUCGAUCGGCUCACCCACAAUUGGCCGGGUCCGCCGAGCCUGCCCAUAAUUGGCCAUCUGCACAUCGUGGCCAAGUUUUUGGGUCCGCACUUCCUCCGCACCGCCACCAAUAUGAUAGGGGACUACUUGAAGGAUCAUCGAGGAAAGCUGUGGAUGGGCUCCAAGCUCUACCUCAUCGACUGCAAUCCCAAGGACAUCCAGGCUCUGUGCAGUGCCCAGCAACUUUUGCAGAAGACCAACGACUACAGGGUGUUUGAGAGCUGGCUUAGCGAGGGUCUCUUCACCAGUAACUCCGAGAAGUGGACCCAUCGCCGGAAGAUCAUCAUGCCAGCCUUUAAUUACAGCAUGAUCAAGCAGUUCAUGCAAGUUUUCGAAAGACAGUCAAGGAUUCUUUUGACCAGGGUCGAGGAGUUUGCUGACUCCAAGGACCCGCUGGACUUCCAUCAGCUGAUCAGUUGCUUCACCUUGGACACCAUUUGCGAAACUGCCCUCGGAGUUUCUGUGGGUGCUUUAUCUGAGGGGAAGCUGGAGUACCUCGAUGCUGUGAAAGAAAUCCUUGUGAUUUUCGCUCUUCGGAUAAAGCACCCCUUAUAUCGCAGCUCGUUAUUCUUUCACCUCUCCAAACAAUUUAAACGCGAGCAGGAAUUGUUAAGUAUACUUAAAAGAUUUUCGGAGGGAAUCAUACAAAAGCGGGUGGAUAAAAUCAGUGAGGAUGCGGAGAACUGCAACAUGCACAGCACCAACAACACGGAAUGCGACGAGGGCAAAAGGACCCUCUGUUUUCUGGACAGCCUGCUCCAGGCGAAGGGUCCCGAUGGACAGCCUUUGACGGUCAGUGAGAUUCGCGAGGAGGUGGAUACCAUCAUAUUUGGUGGCUCUGAUCUAACGGCCACCACCCUGAAGUUCUUCAUGUACAACAUGACCCUGCAUCCGGAGCACCAGGAGCGGUGUCGCGAGGAAGUUUGGUCGGUGUGCGGAAGGGACAAGUCCGAACCCAUCACAAUGGAUCAGGCGCGCAGUCUGGAGUUCCUGGAGGCCUGUGUGAAGGAGACCCUGCGAAUGUAUCCUUCAGGUCCAUUUCUCGGCAGAAAAGCCACUGAAAACUGUCAAAUCAAUGACUUCUUUAUACCGAAGGGAAGCGAUGUGAUCAUUUCACCAUUUUACAUGGGGCGUUGCAAGGAUUUCUUUCCGGAUCCCUUGGUUUUCAAGCCGGACCGAUGGGCGAGUGGAGCAGAGCCGAAGAUUGAGGCCAACACCUUUUUACCCUUUAUGCCGGGGGCACGGAGUUGCAUUGGGCAACGAUAUUCCAUGGUGAUGCUCAAGGUGGUUCUAGGCCAUCUGCUGAGGAACUUUCUGUUCGAGCCACUCGGCCUGCGACAGGAGAAACUGAGGCUCAACGUCACAAUCACCCUUCAUACAGUAAAGCCUUAUCUUUGUAGAGUAAAGAAAAUCGAUUGAGCCUAAUCGUAGUGAAUAAAAUGAGUUUAGUUAAAAAUGAGAGGUUUCAGAAUAAAUCAAAUGUGCUUAGUUGGUACUAUUUCUAUAAUACAGAUAUUGCAAACCGAGA
This is a messenger RNA of Drosophila ficusphila, 1657 nucleotides long. RefSeq names its product probable cytochrome P450 312a1 (gene Cyp312a1). The transcript has 3 exons. Gene Ontology annotation, molecular function: heme binding; iron ion binding; monooxygenase activity. The record is from RefSeq and is a predicted model, not a curated record. Lineage: Eukaryota; Metazoa; Arthropoda; Insecta; Diptera; Drosophilidae. Bases 13 to 1548 code for a protein of 511 amino acids.